AUGGAACUCGUUAAUAAGUGUAGUCCAUGGAUAAAGAAAGAGUUUGUGUCCGUGGCAAUAAUAGCUAUUGCUGGAUUGGUACUGUUAUCAACGUUCACAGUCCAAUAUGAACUGCAAUAUGAUGAGAUACAAUGGUCGUCCGACAAGAAUGUCACAGUGGAGGUGAACCACGACGAACGAUUUUAUUACUACGGCAUGGUGGUCAAUGAACUGAGGAGCGAUGGCAACAACACAGAUUGGUUCAAGAUCUACAAAGACUACUGGCCAAAGGGUUUCAGUCUGAUGACGUCCAUCCUGUCGCUCAAGAUCAUUGCCAUUGGCUUCCUGGCCGCAUCGUUCAUAUUCGCGCUGAUCUAUCUCGAUGGCCACAGGACGACCAAUCACAAUGCGCCAAUCAUCUUCAUCACGCUGUACCAUAUAUCGCUACUGUUUGUAUUCGUGUCGGUCGUCACCAUAUGCAACCUCACCAAGGCGUUCAGGUCCAAUCCAUACCAUUCCUGCAUCGAUGAGCAAGGUGAAUACGUCAGACAUUGCCAGACAUUGACUGGAAGUUACUCUGAUCAAAGAUAUAUAAGCUACGAAUGGGGUUUCCAAUAUGGAUGGUACAUUGGACUUGGAUCGUUGCUGGCAUAUUUAGUGGUCGAGAUCCCAGUGAUGUUGUUGUAUAGGAGUUCAAGGAUGCCAAAGACCAACUCGAGAACCAAUCUGUUGUUUGAGAGGAAGAUGACCUCAUCCAUGGAGAUGAAGGCACGUGUCGAGCCAGCGGCCGUAGCAACACCAGUGGUAACAGUGACAGCGCCAAAGCAAUAA
This is a messenger RNA of Acytostelium subglobosum LB1, 810 nucleotides long. RefSeq lists its product as hypothetical. The coding region runs from base 1 to 810 and encodes 269 amino acids. The record is from RefSeq and is a predicted model, not a curated record. The transcript is spliced from 2 exons. NCBI's taxonomy places the organism in Eukaryota, Evosea, Eumycetozoa, Acytosteliales, Acytosteliaceae.